AUGUCCAAUUUGUCGGAGAUCAUAUCCACUCAAAAUAGACUUGAGGAGAACAUAACUAAGCGAUUUGAUGAUUUGCAAGCCCAAAUUUCAAACGCCGGGUCGUCGAAAGACACUGUUGCAAGAAUUGCAGAAGAACUCCGGUCCUUCAGGGAGAUAGUUUCCGGUAUUCUCGGUCUUCUUCGGCAACAGAUCAAAGAAUGCGUACGGCAGGUAGAUGAAAUUGACACCAGAUCGCGGAGGAAAGCUCUUAUCAUAUCCGGAAUGCCAGAGAAAGACAACGAAGACUGCACUCAACGGGUUCUUGAAGUGUUUAAUAACAAUCUUGGUCUCAGUGACAUUUCCAAGUCGUAUAUAAAAUCGUGUCACAGACUAGGUACACCAAGUAAAGAACGUCACCGACCUGUCUUAAUACGGUUUACAAGCGUGGACACUAAAUUAGUGGUCUGGAAGAAUAAGACUAAAUUAAAGGGUUCUUCACUCUCUCUCAAGGAGUUCCUGACAAAAACCAGGCAAGCCGUUUUCAGCAGAGCGCGUCUUCACUUUGGUAUGCGGUAUGUUUGGUCCCAGAGUGGUGUUAUAGUGGUCAGGACAUCAGACGCCACAAUCCAUAAACUCACUUCUGAGGAGGAGCUGGUUGUCCUUACCACAAAAUAUCCAAAGGCGUCCGGGAAGCCGUCGAAG
Molecule: messenger RNA, 681 nt
Organism: Iphiclides podalirius (scarce swallowtail)
Lineage: Eukaryota; Metazoa; Arthropoda; Insecta; Lepidoptera; Papilionidae
Source: the annotation of a GenBank genome assembly